AGAAAAGGAAACCUACAUGGGUAUAUUAUUAUUAUUAUAGAAACAUAUAAAAACCUGGAAGUUUAGGCCGUGGGUCCUGAGAUGUCCCGGUACAGUACAUAAAAAGUUAACGAGCCCAACAAUCCUAAACUAACAAAUUGCGUGAUCUCAGAUUUCGGAUUUCAGCUUCCAACUUCACCGUCACUGUUCAACUUCGUGCUACGGACCUGUAGGGCAACUCCCGCCUCUUCGCUUGGCUUGUUUCUGUUGAUCAGUUUAUUCUCCAUUCGAUCUCCCACCAGAUUAUAAUGAUGAUCAUGACAAUUUUUUAAUCAGUUUUGAAGAGAAUGGUGCUGGUUUUAGCAAUAGGAGACCUUCACAUACCCCACAGGGCAGCUGAUCUGCCUCCGAAGUUCAAGUCCAUGCUUGUUCCUGGCAAGAUUCAACACAUCAUUUGUACUGGCAAUCUCUGCAUUAAAGAAGUACAUGAUUAUUUAAAAAGUCUUUGCCCGGAUUUGCAUAUUACUCAUGGUGAAUAUGAUGAAGAUUCACGUUAUCCAGAGACUAAAACCCUCACCAUUGGCCAAUUUAAGCUUGGAAUAUGCCAUGGUCACCAGGUCAUUCCAUGGGGCGACUUGGAUUCACUGGCAAUGUUACAAAGACAGCUGGAUGUUGAUAUCCUAGUAACUGGUCACACACAUCAGUUCAAAGCCUACAAACAUGAGGGUGGUGUGGUUAUAAAUCCCGGCUCAGCCACCGGUGCAUACAGUGGUUUUACUUAUGAUGUAAACCCAAGUUUUGUGCUCAUGGACAUUGAUGGCUUGCGUGUUGUGGUUUAUGUUUACGAACUAAUAGAUGGGGAAGUAAAGGUUGACAAAAUUGACUUUAAGAAGACAGCCACCACUCGCUCAUCACAUUGACCCAUGUUUAAUUAUUGUUUGCUUGUAGUUCCUUAAAUUUUAUUUUGUCGUGGGUCCUUAUAUGACUAUAGAGGUAGAAGGGUUGUAUGCACCAGUGGCUGUAUGCACUGUAUGCUAAAUCUAAACAGAAAAUAUACUGAGAUGAAUAAUUUUUUUUUCGUUUUUUUGAUAUGUUUCUGGUGGAAAUGGUAAGACUCACUUUUUUCA
Molecule: messenger RNA, 1106 nt
Organism: Manihot esculenta (cassava)
Lineage: Eukaryota; Viridiplantae; Streptophyta; Magnoliopsida; Malpighiales; Euphorbiaceae
Product: vacuolar protein sorting-associated protein 29
Exons: 4
Coding region: 327-899 (190 amino acids)
Biological process (GO): intracellular protein transport; retrograde transport, endosome to Golgi
Cellular component (GO): endosome; retromer complex
Source: RefSeq, a predicted model, not a curated record